Molecule: messenger RNA, 606 nt
Organism: Anarrhichthys ocellatus (wolf-eel)
Lineage: Eukaryota; Metazoa; Chordata; Actinopteri; Perciformes; Anarhichadidae
Gene: irag3a
Product: lymphoid-restricted membrane protein
Exons: 7
Coding region: 1-606 (201 amino acids)
Source: RefSeq, a predicted model, not a curated record
AUGACCGCUCAGCCUGAUGCAGAGACAAACAUCUACAGCCCGUCCACCAUGCGGGACAAUGAGGACGCUGACGAAGAAACCAGUCAAGAGGAGCUGCCAAUCACAAGCUGGAACGAGCUGUCCAUCAUAGAGCGUGUCGGCCUCGACAGUGUGGAGCUGUCAGAGAAAGAUUUGGAGGCGGCCUUCUCUCAGAUCGCCGUGGCCUCCCGCUGUGAUCAGUACACCCUGAAGCAGAGGCUGCAGGCGGAGGAGCACGCCCGCAACCUGGCCGAGGACAACAUCCAGCUGGAGCUGACCAGAGGCAGGGAGACGCUGGAGACACUGAAGGACCUGUGUCUGGACAGUAAGCGCAGUAAGAUCCUGCAGAGGCUGGAGCUGUCUCUGGACGUCCUCGGUGGGACCGUGGAACGAAUCUCCAACACGGCGGAGGUGCUCGGCGCUGUGCACCAGGAGGCUCGAGUGAGUCGAGCGGUGGAGCUCAUGGUGGCUCAUGUGGAGAACCUGAGGAGACACCAUGACAGAAACGUGGCAGAGCUGGAGGAGGCCAAGAAGACGAUCCAGCAGCAGAACUCGAGCACCGACCCCAGAGCGUCGCCAGGUCUCUGA